Siniperca chuatsi (mandarin fish) is the source of this 5376-nucleotide messenger RNA. It is a transcript of the gene hipk1b, whose product is annotated as homeodomain interacting protein kinase 1b. Gene Ontology annotation, biological process: peptidyl-threonine phosphorylation; smoothened signaling pathway; intrinsic apoptotic signaling pathway in response to DNA damage by p53 class mediator. The transcript has 18 exons. Lineage: Eukaryota; Metazoa; Chordata; Actinopteri; Centrarchiformes; Sinipercidae. The record is from RefSeq and is a predicted model, not a curated record. The coding region runs from base 357 to 3755 and encodes 1132 amino acids. Gene Ontology annotation, cellular component: PML body; nucleus; cytoplasm. Gene Ontology annotation, molecular function: ATP binding; protein tyrosine kinase activity; protein serine/threonine kinase activity.
AGCAGCUGAUAUAAGGACGUGGUUGUUCCGGUGAAAAGUGGAUUUUGCUGCUUCAAGACAGACGGUUUUAGAAUAGAAUUUAUUAUGUUUUAAUCAACAAAUGUACAUAUUUUUAGGACUAGAUAAUUAUUAACUCAAUAAUACUAUGAGACCUUUGUGUUUUUCUUCUGAAAACCCGGCACUGUAACGCCUUCUGCUGCCUAGCUCUCCAUCGACUGAAGAAACAAUGCAGGCCUAGCUAGCAUCUAACGUUAGCUAGCGGAAGCUAAUCGGAUAACGCUGGUCCAGCAGACAGCAGUGGGAUUUAAACCUGGGACGAAGCCGUUUUUCGCCUCUGUAAUAACAUCCAAUCCGCUAUGAGCUCUCAGCUGCAGGUCUUCUCUCCCCCCUCCAUCUCCUCCAGUGCCUUUUGCCGGGUUAAGAAGCUGAAGGUGGAGAGCAGCAUUUGGGAUGUGGCCACCACUGAAGCUUACAGCUCCAUAGCAGGCCAGUCAGCAUACACCUUUACCCCAGCCAUGGCUGUGCCACCCUUUGCACCAUCCCUGGUAUUCCCCCCUGCAGCACCUGGCUCCAGAGGUCAAGUGGUGGUGCGGGCAGCUGAUAGCACUGGCAGUCUUCCCCGCGGAUCCAGCCGGCGUGUCACAGAGCAGGCGACGUCUUCCUCAUAUGCUCAUGCUGAGACGUCCUCUGAAACGAGGGGGCACAGGCACGGGCAGAAGAGAAAGAUUGAGGAAACCAAUACAAGCAGUGGGAGUGGAUGUGGCAGUGUCCAAAUAUUGGAGGAGCUCUCAGCUCCUGCAGCAACUUACUCCACCCGUACGGGUGGUGGGGGAGGGGGCACAGGCCAGUCUAUACCCCAUUCUGCUCCAACCACCAAGAGCAGCAGCUCAAAUGGUGAAGGGGAUUAUCAGCUAGUGCAGCAUGAGAUUCUCUGCUCCGUGUCCUGCAGCUAUGAAGUGCUGGAGUUUUUGGGAAGAGGCACGUUUGGACAAGUGGCCAAGUGCUGGAAGAGAGGCACCAAUGAGAUUGUGGCCAUCAAGAUCCUGAAAAACCAUCCUUCAUAUGCUCGUCAGGGCCAAAUUGAGGUGGGCAUCCUGAACCGGCUCAGUGCAGAGAACGCAGAUGAGUACAACUUUGUGCGUUCUUACGAAUGCUUCCAACACAAGGGUCACACCUGCCUGGUGUUUGAGAUGCUGGAGCAGAACCUGUAUGACUUUCUCAAGCACAGCAAGUUCAGCCCACUCCCCCUACGGCACAUCAGACCCAUCCUACAGCAGGUUGCUACGGCGCUGAUGAAACUGAAAAGCCUGGGUCUCAUUCAUGCAGACUUAAAGCCUGAGAACAUCAUGCUGGUCGACCCCCUUAGACAGCCCUACAGGGUGAAGGUCAUUGACUUUGGCUCAGCGAGUCAUGUGUCCAAAGCUGUUUGCUCAACCUACUUACAGUCUCGCUACUACAGGGCUCCAGAGAUCAUUUUGGGUCUGCCGUUCUGCGAGGCCAUUGACAUGUGGUCUUUAGGCUGUGUGAUUGCUGAGCUGUUUCUGGGUUGGCCUCUCUACCCUGGAGCCUCCGAGUACGACCAGAUCCGUUACAUUUCUCAGACCCAAGGCCUGCCUGCGGAGUACUUGCUGAGCGCCGGCACUAAGACCAGUCGCUUCUUCAAUCGAGGCCCUGACUCUAGCUACCCACUCUGGAGGCUUAAGACCCCAGCAGAGCAUGAAAUGGAGAUGGGCAUCAAGUCCAAGGAGGCAAGGAAGUAUAUCUUCAACUGUCUGGAUGACAUGAUGCAGGUCAACCUGUCUUCUCAUUUGGAGGGGACGGACAUGUUGGCUGAAAAAGCUGAUAGACGAGAGUUUAUAGACCUCUUGAAGCGGAUGCUCCGUCUGGAUGCCGACAAAAGGAUCACACCUACAAAAACUCUGGGUCAUCCGUUUGUCACAAUGAGCCACCUCAUGGAUUAUCCCCACAGCUCCCAUGUGAAGUCCUGCUUCCAGAACAUGGAGAUCUGCAAACGCCGGAGCUCCUACGAUAGUGGCAAAUCCCUGUACUCCACCAAUGCAGUCCCCAGCGCUGCAGCUGGCAACCUCACUGUUACCUUCAGUAGCCAACUCAACCAGCAUAACCAGGUGCCUUCUGCGGGGGGAGCGGUGCCUUUGCUGAACUACCAGCCAGCUCUGUACCAGCAGGCGACCAUCAACAUUCCCGGGCUGGCUCAACAGAGUGUCCCGAUUUCAACACGUCCUGCUGGGCUGUGUAGCCAGACAGAACCCUUCCAGCAGACUCUCAUCGUCUGCCCACCCUCCACUAUUCAAGGGCUACAGCCAUCCAGUAAGAGUUCCAGUUUCCCUGUGAGGAUGGAGAACUCUGUACCCAUAGUACCUCAGAACCAGUCUGCUCAGUCGUUGCAGAUCCAGCCAAGUAUGCUCACACAGGGUUCCUGCACACCCCUGAUGGUGGCCACCCUGCACCCACCCUCAGCAGGCAUUGCCCCCCAGUAUUCUCUGCCCCUGGGGCUGGGCACUGGGGUGGGUCGGCCAACCCUCCUGGAGCACACAGCCACAGUGCUGCAGGCCUGGCCCACUGGCACCCAACAGAUCCUCAUACCAUCAUCGUGGCAGCAGGUCCCAGGUGUGGCCAUCCACAGCUCUGCCCACCAGUCAAGUGUUGCUGAAUCACCCCUGGAAACACUUGCUGCUUCCACGCAGCAGGGGCCCAGCUGGAGGAGCACAACACAAGCCAGGACCCAACAGGAGAGGAAGAAGGUGAAAGCCAGACGUGGAGAGAACAGGAACAGGGGUAUAUCAGCUGCAUCAUUACUCAGCAGCAGCGGCGUGACCCCACCCAGCUCCAGUGCCACAUUGUCCCAGCCAAUCGUCAUCUCCGACACACCCAGCCCGGCGGUCAGCAUCAUCACUAUUCACAGUGACACUGACACAGAGGAUGAGCGCAAGUUCCAUCCCGCCAGCGUUGGUCUGAGCCAGCGCACUAACGUUAUCAGCUGUGUGACGGUGCACGACUCGGACUCCUCUACAGCCAGUCCUCUGACUCCUCUGCCCCGCACACUGAACCCAGCCAGCACCAUGUCAUCACGCCAGGCCAAGUCUCUGGCAGUGGUGGCACCUUCAGUCAAAACCCAGGGGUCUGAGAGAGGAGCAGUUUCACGUGGACGCUUAGAGACUGUGAACUACAUGAAGACUAAGAGAUCAUCCAACCGACAGCCCUGCAGUUCAGGGGAAAGCAUUGAGCGUCAUGGGCUGGUGCCAAGCCAGUCACACCCCUUAAACCUCAGCCAGGUUCAGCCCGUGGUUUCUUCAUCUCAGGAGCGUUCCCACAGUGACUCAUCUUUGCGUCGCCAGCCGACAUUUCCUCCGGCCGUCUCGGCCUCUCACUACAACUUCCCAGAGGUGUCCGCCCUGGCCUCGGCCUCGGCCCCUGGCCCCAGCCUGUACACCUACCCGGCCUCCACCGCCCUCUCCUCAGCUUCUCAGGCCAUGGAGCAGCUGCUGGGCCGUGGUCACGGCAGCCACGGAAACUCCCCCUCCGCCUAUGCAGCAACGUACACCUCAUCCUCCUCCUCCAGGAGGGACUCGGCCAGUCGGAAGGAUUCUGUCAGUAGUCUGCUGCACAGCCUCCCCGCAGCCUACCAGCAUCAGUUUGCCACUGGUUCUCCCUACGUUAGUGUGACGCCCCGGGCUGAGGCUUACAGUGCCUACCAGCUAAGCCCCAGGCGCCUCACACAGUACCCCUACCUAUAGGCAGUCGCACACACUUUGAACAAAGAAAAAGAAAAAAUCUACUUCCCCACAUACUAUCACAAAGGGACCUUUUUAAACUGUAUCUCUAGUAGAAUAACUGUUUGUCACUUAUUUGUUUGCUGCUUUUGAAUCCAAGGCGGCAUUUCACCUCCAACUCAUUUACAUGCUCUUUUGGACUGUUUUAGUGUUUUUAAAAUGUUGUUUGAUAUCGUAUCGGUUUAUUUUCCUUUUAAAAAUAUUGUUUAUAGCCCAUAUUUUAUCCCCAUCUUAUCCAGAUGUACAAUUAAGGCAUUGUGCUAAAUGUAUUUUACUCCUGUUUAUCUUGAGGUUUCGUGUGAAGAGAGAUUGUCCUCCUGUCACAAACUGCGAUGAUACUUUAGGCGAGCUUUUAGACGCCUGACACACAAGACUAGUGAAGGGCUAGCUGACAAAGAGUUACAAGCCAUUUGUUUUUCAUGAGCCUUGUUAUAAAGUUUUCACACUAAUCCAGUGAGGCCCUGUGUUUUUAGCAAACAUAACAAUGACUGUACCAUACCCAUGUCUGUUUACUCACAAAUGUCUCUUACUAUGUUUAAAUUAUGUUCUGUCAGUGUGAGGUAGGAAGAGGAAGGUCCGGGAAGAUGUCGAAUAAGAGAAAGAUGUGGUGAAAACUGUGAUGGUUACAUGUUAAUUUAAGUGCACAUGUGAUAGUCUGUUAAUGUAGUGACAGUGUUUAGGCAGGAUUAAUCAUGUCUUUAUGCAAUACAAACUUUUUUUUUUUUAACUGCAUCAACUGAGUGCUGAAUGUAUUAAUGAAGUAAAGAGGAGGGGGGUCACCAUCCUGAAUGACGUAAAAAGCUUUUUUUUAAAUUUGUUCUUUUAAAAAAAAAAAGAGAGAGAGAGAGAAGAAAUUAACCUUCUUCCUUACUUUCUCUCCUUGAAAUAUUCAAAAAUCCAGUUUCACAUGUACCGAAAAAAUAAUCUAUCUGUGAAUCCUGAUUGUGUAGGACCUGCUCAUUAAAAUGGAUUUUUGGCCAGUUUUCCCUGUUUUUUUUUUAUAUGGGGGGGGGGGGGGUGUAGAAUUUUUGUAUUUGCAUUUGGAAAUGCUCGCUAGCAAGUUGUAACAAACUACCCACACUGCUGUACAGUAACUAAUGCAAUCUGUUAGCAAAUGACCUUUCUUAUCAGUUACUCAAUGUCUGAUGGGAAGCCACUUACACAGUUAUGUCUCUUACAAUAAGUUAGUCACAGGUUGUGCUGUCCACUAAACAUACACAGUUUAAUCGCCCACCGAAAAUGUGCAAAAGUGGCUUCAGUCUUGUCUGAAUAUAACAUUUUGACAUUAAUUGUUUUUCACAUGGAUUACUACAGUGUGGAUACAACAGUCACACAUUUCCUGCCACCAUCUUUUAAUUAAAGAAGGUGAAUCUCGGGGUGGUUUCUGUGGGUUAUGAAAGCUUUUCAGUAAAUCCUUCCUUGUGUUUGCAUCAGUUUUGUGUUGUAAUGUCUGAAUAUUUAACUGUAUUUCAUCUUAACAUAGUAUAGUUAAGAGGAUAUUUGGUAGUAACUAAUUCAGGGAAAAAGGUUUCAGCUCAAAUAAUCCACUGUCACUGUUCUCAAUAAAAUAACCACAAAUUCAUAA